GAAUCCAUUAUUUUGAAUUAAGCGUUGUGGAAGAUGUGACCAGCAGGGAGAGACAGUGAGGUGUCUUGCGAACGGCAGUUGGUAUUGGUUAGGCUGGGAGAGGGACUUGCAGCUUCAGUACCAUAUUGCAAUCUCACUACAGUGCGGAGAGUGGAGAGGAGAGGCUGCUUCAUGUUGCUGCCGGUGCCGCCUUUGUUUUAAGGAAAACUGUUACGCAUCGGUCUACGGAGGGAAAGGAAACAUUGAUCACCGAUUGCAAAAGGGGAACCUAAAAAAACAUGUACCUUAAAGGAGGCGUGCUGUUGACGCUCCUAGCAGCUUUUCAGGUGUCCGCUGAAGGCCGUGGAGCCCGGUUGUGCAAGCCUGGAUUUUCGGAGGAGGUGUACCACGCGACAAUCCCCGCCAGCCUGACUGAGGGACAAGCCCUUCUAAAUGUGAGAUUUGUCGACUGCGGCAGGAGCGUUCGGCUGCAGUACGGGAGCAGCGACCCGGCGGACUUCAGGAUAGGGGGCGACGGAGUGCUCUACGCCGCCAGGAGCUUCCGCGUCCCCGGCGCGCGCGCCCGGCUGCUGGUGGUCGGGGCCGAGGAUGAGGACUCCAGGGAGCGCUGGCAAACACGCGUCAACCUGACCCCAGCGACCAGCAGAACGCCGCAGGGUCAGGACUCUGGCGAGCCCCAGCAGGUGCAGGAGAUCCAGUUCCCGCCGCGGCGCAGAGAUGGCGGCGCCCUGCUGAAGCGCAUCAGGAGAGACUGGGUCAUCCCCGCCAUCAACGUGCCCGAGAACUCCCGCGGCCCCUUCCCCCAGGAGCUGGUCCGGAUCAGGUCGGACCGCGACAAGAACCGCCUCCUACGGUACAGUGUCACGGGACCCGGCGCAGACCAGCCCCCGACCGGCAUCUUCAUCAUUAAUCCAAUUUCGGGACAGCUGUCUGUGACUAAGCCGCUGGACCGAGAGCAGAUAUCCAACUUCCACCUCAGGGCACACGCGGUGGACCUGAACGGAAACCAGGUGGAGAACCCCAUCGACAUCGUGGUCAACGUGAUCGACAUGAACGACAACCGGCCCGAGUUCAUCCACCAGACCUGGAACGGCAGCGUUGCGGAGGGAUCGAAGCCAGGAACGUUUGUGAUGACCGUCACGUCGCUGGACAAGGACGACCCGGGCACCGCCAACGGAAUCCUGCGGUACAAGAUCCUGUCCCAGUCUCCCGAGAGCCCCACGUCCAACAUGUUCACCAUCAACAACAAGACCGGCGGCAUCAUCACCGUGGCCGCCGGCCUGGACAGAGAGAAAGUGCAGCAGUACACAUUGAUCAUUCAGGCCACAGACAUGGAGGGAAAUCCCACGUACGGGCUCUCCAACACGGCGACCGCCGUCAUCAGAAUCACAGACAUCAACGACAACCCUCCGGAGUUCACCGCCGACACCUUCUAUGGGGAGGUGGCAGAGAACAGGGUAAACGUCAUCGUGGCCAACCUGACGGUGACGGAUAAGGACCAGCCCAACCGGCCGGCGUGGAACGCGGUGUACAAGAUCACUGGAGGGGACGCCUUGGGCCUGUUCAGCGUCCCGACCGACCCCACCACUAACGAGGGCCUGGUUACCGUUGUCAAGCCUAUCGACUACGAGACGAGCCGGACGUUCGAGCUGACGGUGGUGGCGGAAAACGAGGUGCCCCUGGCCAGGGGGAUCCACCUCCCCCGUCAGUCGACGGCGACGGUCUCCAUUAGGGUCGUCGACGUGAACGAGAGCCCCGAGUUCCACCCCAACCCGAAAACCCUGCGGACGGAGGAGGGGUUGUCGCCGCAAACCGUCCUGAUGGCCUACACCGCCCAGGACCCCGACCGCUUCAUGCAACAGACAAUCAGAUACUCGAAGCUUCACGAUCCUGCAAACUGGCUGAAGAUUGACCCGGUGAACGGGCGAAUCACGACCAUCGCCGUGCUGGACCGAGAGUCGCCGUACGUGAAGGACGACAUGUACAACGUCACGUUCCUGGCCGCCGACAACGGUGUCCCCCCGGCCAGCGGGACGGGCACGCUGCAGAUCUACCUGAUGGACAUCAACGACAACGCGCCACACAUCCAGCCGCAGGAGGCGGAGAUGUGCGAGAAGCCCGAGCCCAACGCCAUCAACAUCACGGCCGAGGACCGCGACCUCAGCCGCAACGCCGGGCCCUUCGCCUUCGAGCUGCUGCCCGCCGUCCGCAAGAACUGGACGCUCACGCGCAUCAGCAGCGACCACGCCCAGCUGGCGCUGAGGAUCGGCUUCCUGGAGAGCGGCGUGUACGAGGUCCCCGUGGUGAUCACGGACUCGGGAAACCCGCCGCUGUCCAACACGUCCUACCUGCGCGUGAAGGUGUGCCAGUGCGACCGCAGCGGCGACUGCGCCGACGUGGAGCGCAUCGUCGCUGCCGGGCUGGGCACCGGCGCCAUCAUCGCCAUCCUGCUCUGCAUCAUCAUCCUCCUGAUCCUGGUGCUGCUGUUCGUGGUGUGGAUGAAGCGGAGGGAUAAGGAGCGGCAGGCCAAGCAGCUGCUCAUCGACCCCGAGGACGACGUGCGCGACAACAUCCUCAAGUACGACGAGGAGGGGGGCGGCGAGGAGGACCAGGAUUACGACCUGAGCCAGCUCCAGCAGCCUGACACGGUGGAGCCGGACGCCAUCAAGCCCGUGGGGAUCCGCCGCCUGGACGAGAGGCCCAUCCACCCCGAGCCCCAGUACCCCGUCCGGUCUGCCGCGCCCCACCCGGGGGACAUCGGCGACUUCAUCAACGAGGGACUGAAGGCGGCGGACAACGACCCCACGGCCCCGCCCUACGACUCGCUGCUGGUGUUCGACUACGAGGGCAGCGGCUCGACCGCGGGCUCCCUGAGCUCCCUCAACUCGUCCAGCAGCGGCGGCGACCAGGACUACGACUACCUCAACGACUGGGGGCCGCGCUUCCGGAAGCUGGCGGACAUGUACGGCGGGAGCGACGACUAACGGGGGGAGGAG
Anguilla anguilla (European eel) is the source of this 2996-nucleotide messenger RNA. RefSeq names its product cadherin-2-like. Gene Ontology annotation, cellular component: cytoplasm; adherens junction; lamellipodium. Bases 279 to 2984 code for a protein of 901 amino acids. The record is from RefSeq and is a predicted model, not a curated record. Gene Ontology annotation, biological process: regulation of axonogenesis; regulation of synaptic transmission, glutamatergic; synapse assembly. The transcript has 16 exons. NCBI's taxonomy places the organism in Eukaryota, Metazoa, Chordata, Actinopteri, Anguilliformes, Anguillidae. Gene Ontology annotation, molecular function: calcium ion binding; cadherin binding.